Molecule: messenger RNA, 1140 nt
Organism: Trichomonas vaginalis G3
Lineage: Eukaryota; Parabasalia; Trichomonadida; Trichomonadidae
Product: prolactin regulatory element binding protein family
Exons: 1
Coding region: 1-1140 (379 amino acids)
Biological process (GO): protein secretion
Cellular component (GO): endoplasmic reticulum membrane
Molecular function (GO): GTPase activator activity; protein binding; guanyl-nucleotide exchange factor activity
Source: RefSeq, a predicted model, not a curated record
AUGUUUGAGAUUGGAUACCCAGCUUAUUCAGUUUCUCCAGGUUGCCUUCCGAAAACAGUGUACAUUGCAGGUGGUGGAGGCAAAUCUAAAGUUGGAAUUGAUAACUCUCUUAAAGUUGCCCAACUUGAGAAAAAAGGACUCCAAUUAGUUCACAAAUAUGAUUUUGAUGACGUUGUUUCAAUGGUUACAUAUGAUACAAAUGGCCAAAAGUUUAUUGCUGCAGCAAUUGGUCCUUGUAUCAAAUUGUUCGAUAAGAAAUUCCACGAACUUUCAUCUUUCGAUACAGAAACUACAGAACUUCUCUUCCGCAAUAUAGAAUUUUCACCAGAUAGCAAAAAACUUAUUGCUAUUGAUGGAAGCAACGUUAUUUAUCUUUUAUCUGUGCCAGGACUUCGUCUUCUUGGCAAAAGCGAGACAUCAUUAUCAGAUACAGGCAAAGUACUUGUUCAAAGAGGCCUUUUUUACAAGCAUAAACCAGAUUCUUACUGUAUUCUUGUAGCAAACGCAAAAGGAAUCAAAAUGCUCGAGCCAAACGAGCAUCUGGAUGUUAUAGCUUCUACUGAUGAUGAUUUUGGCUGCGAGCCAAGAAACGUUUCUGUUUAUAACGACCUCAUUACUGUUUGUGGUAAUAAUGUUGCAGAAAGAAAAUGCUUAAUAGUACAAGCACAAUACAAAGAUGAUAAAUUACAGAUAAUCAAAAGAAAAGAACACAUCAAAAUUUUAAUUACAGCGGCUCAUUCAAAUGAAAAAGAAAUAGCUCUUGGAACAUGCAAUGGUGAUGUUCAUGUUCUAGAAAGGAACACCCUUAAGCAAAUUUACUAUAGAAAAGAAGUACAUAAAUCCCCAAUUACUUCAAUUACUCAAAUCGAAGACGCUGUCAUUACAUCUUCAAUUGAUAGAAGAUCAGCAGUUGUAAGAAGGCCAAAGGGAUCAUUAUUACCGUUCGGAAUCUUCUUAAUGUUGUUGAUGCUCCUUAUUUCGUUCUACGUUUAUUUAGUUGUCUACGAAGGAAGAAAACCAGAAAAUGACUUACAGUUGGCCAAAGAAUUCUUAGAAAAUUAUUACAAUAAAACAUCUACAGCGAUUAUGACCAAAUUCGGAGAAAUCAAGGAGAAAAUCGAAGUUCUUAAGAAGAAAUAA